Messenger RNA from Frankliniella occidentalis (western flower thrips), 3721 nucleotides. RefSeq names its product DNA helicase MCM9-like. Gene Ontology annotation, cellular component: MCM complex; nucleus. Bases 173 to 3610 code for a protein of 1145 amino acids. Lineage: Eukaryota; Metazoa; Arthropoda; Insecta; Thysanoptera; Thripidae. The transcript has 14 exons. Gene Ontology annotation, biological process: double-strand break repair via homologous recombination; DNA replication. The record is from RefSeq and is a predicted model, not a curated record. Gene Ontology annotation, molecular function: ATP binding; single-stranded DNA helicase activity; ATP hydrolysis activity.
GCUGCUGGCGAGCGCGCGGUUAAUGUAUAAUCUCAAACUCAGAAAUCAGAUUUUGCCGAUUUUGCUAUUUUCCUGAGCUUUUGUUGUGAACAAACGACAACGAUGAUCUUCUACUGCUAGCCGAAAUAUUUUUUUGUUUGUUUUUACACGUUUCUGACCAAUUAAAGCGGUUAUGUCUCUCACAGAUGAAGAAUACAAGGAAAAGUUCAAGGGUUAUGCUGUAUCUAAUCAUGAAGGUGAAAUAAAAGAUAUCAUGUCUUCUGAAGAUGAUUUACAACAUUAUUCGGUCACUGUGAACUUUGUGUCUCUCUUUGAGACAAGUACAGAGUUAGGUGAUGGUAUCCUAUCUCACCCCUCUCAUCUCUUGCCUAUAUUUGAUUCUGCUCUCCAUGAGGCUCAGAAAUCCAUUUUAGCCUCGGAGCCUGAGGAAUUGAAAGAUAGCUAUAUUUUAAAGCCUCGCAUUCAUGCUCGACUUACAGCUCUGCCAGUCUGCCCUGAGCUUCACCGAACAAUUUUUCCUAGAAAUGAUGAUGUAGGAAAUUUUCUUAGGGUUUCAGGUACAGUUGUACGUAUAACAUCUGCCAAAAUGCUGGAAUAUAAACGAGAUUAUAUAUGUGCCAAGUGCAAGUAUUCUUUUACCAUAAAGGCUGAAUAUGAGCUGUAUUAUGGGUUCUCUCCAAUUUCACGGUGCCCCAAUCCAGAACAUUGUAAGGGCAUUAAUUUUAGUGCUGUGGAUAAAGUAGAUCAUAAGAAUUACAAGGACUACCAGGAGUUAAAAAUUCAGGAACAAGUCAGCAAAUUGCAUGUUGGUAGUAUGCCUCGUUCCAUGUGGGUUACACUGGAGGAUGAUCUUGUUGAUACCUGCAAACCAGGUGACGAUGUUGUUGUCUGUGGCACUGUUCUUCGACGUUGGCGCCCUUUAACAGCUGGCUCACGGUGUGACAUAGAUCUUGUUGUUCAAGCAAAUCAUCUUCAGGUUUGCAAUGACCAACGAUCUUCUGUUCUCGUCACUCAAGAAAUGAAAGAUGAAUUUGAGAAUUACUGGAAGGCUCAAGCUCAUGAUCCUCUUACUGCAAGAAAUCGCAUCCUUGCUUCUUUCUGCCCCCAGGUUUAUGGGUUGUAUUUAGUGAAGCUGGCUGUUUGUUUGGUUUUGACUGGAGGUGUCCAACACAGUGAAGCUUCAGGAAGUAGAAUUCGUGGAGAGUCCCAUCUACUAUUAGUGGGGGAUCCUGGCACUGGAAAGUCUCAUCUUCUAAGAUUUGCUGCGAAGGUUUGCCCACGCUCUGUUUUUACAACUGGUGUUGGAUCAACAUCUGCAGGGUUAACUGUCACUGCUGUUCGUGAAGGUGGUGAAUGGCAAUUAGAAGCUGGAGCUCUUGUUUUAUCAGAUGGCGGAGUGUGCUGUAUUGAUGAGUUCAAUUCAAUUCGUGAAAGAGAUAGGACUAGUAUCCAUGAAGCAAUGGAACAGCAAACCAUCAGUGUUGCCAAGGCAGGCAUAGUUUGCAAGCUAAAUACUCGUUGCACAAUUCUGGCAGCCACCAAUCCUAAAGGACAGUAUGAUUCAAAUCAACCUAUGACAGUGAAUGUUGCCAUAGCCAGUCCACUUUUAAGUCGGUUUGAUUUAGUUUUAGUGCUUUUGGAUUCCUGUAAUCAAGAUUGGGACAAUAUGGUUUCAAAAUUUAUUCUGGAAGGGAGAGACCCUUUGUCACAAUCAAGUAGUCAGAAGUCAAAAUCUCAAUCAAACUGUGGAGGAAGUUUGUUGUCAGGUCUUUGGAAUAUGGAACAAUUACAAGCCUAUUUUUGCACAAUUAAAACUUUACGCCCUGCAUUAAGCCGUAAUGCAAAUAGAAUUCUUGGUUCCUAUUAUCAAGCUUUGAGAAGAGCUGAUGCCCGGAAUGCUGCUCGCACAACUGUCCGAAUGCUGGAGAGUCUUGUACGCCUCUCUCAAGCUCAUGCUCGGCUAAUGUUUCAUCAGGAAGUAACUGUCCAGGAUGCUGUCAUUGCUGUUUCUUUAGUUGAAACAUCCAUGAAUAAUGAAGGAAUAAUAUCAAGUGUAAGUACACUUCACACUGCAUUUCCAAGGAACCCAAUGGAAGAUUAUCUGAAGCAAUUGAAUGAAGUGUUGAGUAAACUUGGCCUGUUGGAUAUUCUGGAAGAAGAGUCGAAUAAUCUUGCAACAUUUUCUGAGCAUGAUGAACAUCAGAAUAUUGAUUUAGAGAUUCAGGAGGUUUCAUCAAAUAUUGGUAAUAAUGAGGAUGAAUUAAAUUAUCUGAUUGAGGAAGAGACCACAACAGAAAGUGUUUUACAAAGACAACCAUCAAAUGAGGGGGACGGAUCUAGUGCAAGUGCACCAAAUGUUAUGACAGGCAAACUAAAUUCUGUUCUUAGCAACAUUCGACGCAAUAAGGACCACAAUUUAUUCCUAACUGUGGAACAGCAAAGAUCAACUUCAAGCAAAAGGAAGCGAACUGCUAAGGAGAACCAAGGGAAGGGUAAGGAAGGGUCUAAAGAGGGGUCUGUGAGCAGUCCUUCUGGAAUGCAGUCACCCCCAUGUAAUACCAAAAAAUCAAAAAAGGCAGAUCAACAACAUAUUGAUAAAGUUGAUGAAAUGGUAUCCCCAAAGUCAUCUUCACCCAAGAAAAAUAAUUCUGGUAAAAAGGACUCCAAUAUUAGAAGAGUAAAUAAAGCUCAAGAAAAACCGGGGACUUCUACUUCUAUCAACUCUACAUCAGUCGAAGAAACAGAAGAGCCUUCAAUUUUAAAAUCGAAAGUGGAAUCUCUUCGUAACUUGUUUAGCUUUACAAAAGAAAAUCAGGCCAAAAUGAAAAAGAGAAAUCUGACCCAAUCUGAAGGGAUAAGCAAUGAUACAAAAGAUCCAACUUGUAAAACUAGGAAGACUCCUGUUAAACCAUCUGCACAAAACGUAUCUCCUGCUAAGUCUCCUAUUGCCACAUCAACUCAAAAUAGUGUGACAGAAACCAGUUCUACAAAUAUGCCAUCAUUGUCACCCUCUCUCAAAAAUCAAAGUAUUGUAACCAAUCCAAAAGCCCUAAAAGUUGCAGAAGAAGCCAUCUCUACCAAUAUGUCACCUGUUUCACCCUCAUCGAAAAAAAAUACCUCUACCAGUCCUAAAAUUCCGAAAGUUGCAAUUUCUACCCUGGCAUUUCUCAAAUUGCAGCAGUUCAAAUCUAAAUCAGCAGUGGAAGGCAGUAGUACAGAAAAGAAGCCAGACAACCCUAAUAUUUUAGGAAAUGGAGAAACUACAGUACUUAAAGAACAACCUGGAGAUAAAAUUCUAACUGAUUGGAAAACUAUUCAUAACAGCAGAGAUUUAUUGCAAAGUUCACAAAGCACUGUCAGCAACAACCAAUGUAAUCAAGUACCUUCAACAAAAAGUAGAACGUAUGCAUUCAAAAAUUUACAAAGUUUGGGGAAAAAGUUGCAUAGUUCACAACAAAGUAAUGCUAAUAAAGUCAAAAGUAUAACCAUUGAUUCUGAGAGCAGUUCAAUUGGCGGGCAGAGUCAACGCGAUCGUGGCUUUGGAGAAUGUUCUCAAGUUUUCAGUGUUACUGGAGAUGAUGAUGACGCUGACAUUGAUCUUGAAUUGUAAAUUUUUCAUUGAAAACUGUGAUAUUAGUUCUAGUGCAUCCCAAUGUAACAUUCCAAAUUAAUUCCCCCUUUUCCCCUUUUCAAGUAAUAAAUUAAUCAUAUCAAUUUCAAA